Messenger RNA from Thlaspi arvense, 336 nucleotides. Lineage: Eukaryota; Viridiplantae; Streptophyta; Magnoliopsida; Brassicales; Brassicaceae. The record is from the annotation of a GenBank genome assembly.
AAAAGAAAAGAGCAUGCUGAUGCUGUAAUGAGAGAAAAUCACAAGUUGAGGACAUGGAGGAAGAGAAGGAAACUUAAACCAUGUCAUGACAGAUACAUGAGAAAGCCGAAAUCUUUGAAAACUUAUAGGCAACGUUCAUCCAAGACUCGCAGAGUUAAUGUAACCGUCUCGAAGAAUCAGAUCCGAGAAGCAGAAUCAAGCAAAUCCCUGGAGAAUUUACCGUUUCCAGUGAUGUCAGGCUAUGUUUCUGAAGUUGAUUUACCCAUCAUUGACCAGCAUGCUCUCUUUCAGCUUGAGAAUGUCAACAUUGGUGGAUAUCCUGCGUUUUCUGUUUAG